AUCAUUCAACUUCAAGUGGUACAUCCUCAUUUAAGCCCUGCCGAUCGCUGGUUUCUAUUCCCACUGCCCAUGUGAUGCCGUCUAAUGCCAGCUCUUCACUUUCCAAACACAGGGAAGCUUUCAAGUCUGAUGGCUCAAAAUGGAGUACAAACUUUGUACGGUCAGGAGGAGGCAGAAAUCUGGGUGUCCUGGACAAUUCUCUUGACAUGAAGGAUACAAGACCUGUGAGAAAAUGGUCCUCCUUGUCUAAACUCAGCUCACCAAAUACCUGCAGCCAAGAUGGGAGUAGUCUCGCAGUGGAAUACAGGGCUAAUACGGACAAAGUUGUGUCACCACAAUUAAGGACAAAUGGGCCAAGCUGUUUGCAUGACAGCAUGGAGUUGCUGAAAAUUGAGGACAAAGAAAUGGGGAAAAAACGAUCUUCUCUACUGGACUGCAAAUACAAAUUUGAGACGUGCAGCAAAGACGAUUUUGUUUCGGAUUCCCCGAGUAGGAGGCAUGCCUUAGACUUGACCUACAGUGCCUUACCUGAGAGCAAACCUACGGCAGCGAGUCGUGAGGCUUUGGGACAGAGAUACGCCACGCUGGGACCGCAGGCUGUGAGCGCAGCUCCCAUACAGCCAGCGCUGAGGACUCAGAUGUGGCUUAAGGAGCAGUUGCGAGCAAACCCCCUGGACUGCAGGGCUGCUGAGGAGCCCUACGGUGUGGCUGCAUGGCAUGUGCCGCAGCUCGAAGAUUUUAGGAUAGGAGGUGAACAGCCUGUGCAGGUAAGGCGAACGCUUGGUGUUUGCUGCCAUCAUGUGGCAUCGUGUGUUGUGCGUAAGGAAUAA
Messenger RNA from Acanthisitta chloris (rifleman), 830 nucleotides. It is a transcript of the gene CEP85L, whose product is annotated as centrosomal protein 85kDa-like. The annotation marks the transcript as partial. Gene Ontology annotation, cellular component: centrosome. The transcript has a single exon. The record is from RefSeq and is a predicted model, not a curated record. Lineage: Eukaryota; Metazoa; Chordata; Aves; Passeriformes; Acanthisittidae.